AUGGCGCCUUUGCUAGACAUCCGACUCGGUUUCAUAGGCCUUGGGGCCAUGGGCCAACCAAUGGCACGCCGUCUGCUGGAUGCCCUCCCGGCAACUGGCGAACUAGCAGUCUACGACGUAGCGACGGCCGCGAUAGAUGAGCUGGUCUCGAGUUAUCCAGGUCGGGUGUACAAAGCAUCAUCGCCGCGGCAAGUCGCUGAACGAGCUGAAUUCACCAUUACCAUGGUACCGGAGGGCCGCCACGUCGAGUCGGUAUAUCUGGACGCCGACACUGGCUUAAUAUCGACCGACCUCUCCAAGCAUACAUUGGUGGAUUGCUCGACUAUUGACAUGACCACAAACCGACUCGUGGCGCAUCAGCUCAGAACACGUUUCCCAACAGCAAAGUUCUUUGAUGCGCCUGUAUCGGGAGGCGUCAUUGGCGCGGAGAAGGGAACUUUGGCUAUUUUCCUUGGCUGCGCCGAGUCUGACAGCUCCUUUGAAUCAAUCCUGGGCGUGCUCGGCAUCCUGGGCAAGCAAAUCAUCCCCUGCGGCGGACCGUCUCUGGGCUUGGCUACAAAGCUGUCCAACAACUACCUCUCCGGUCUCAUCGCAAUUGCUACCUCUGAGGCUCUCAACAUGGGCAUGCGAGCAGGACUGGAUCCGGCGACGCUUUCCAGGGCCUUCAGCGCAGGGACGGCCCAGAACGCCAUCUGCGACAGGUUCAACCCCGUUCCCGGCGUUGUUGCUGAUGCCCCGUCGAGCAAGGGUUAUGCUGGCGGUUUCAAGGUGCAGUUGAUGCGCAAGGACUUUGCUCUGGCCGUUGACUUGGCCAAGGCCGUGGGCGCAAAACUGGUCCUUGGCGAUGCAGGCUUGGACACUUACACGGCAGCGAGCAAUGAUCCCGUGUGCCACAACUUGGACUCCAGAGUGGUGUAUAGGUACUUGGGAGGGAAGGAAAACUGGCAGCAAGAAGUCUAUGAAAAGAAUGGCACGUCUGCAUCCUAG
This is a messenger RNA of Clonostachys byssicola, 987 nucleotides long. Lineage: Eukaryota; Fungi; Ascomycota; Sordariomycetes; Hypocreales; Bionectriaceae. The record is from the annotation of a GenBank genome assembly.